Prunus dulcis (almond) is the source of this 1293-nucleotide messenger RNA. Its product is annotated as probable pectin methylesterase CGR2. The transcript has 7 exons. NCBI's taxonomy places the organism in Eukaryota, Viridiplantae, Streptophyta, Magnoliopsida, Rosales, Rosaceae. Gene Ontology annotation, biological process: pectin metabolic process. Gene Ontology annotation, molecular function: methyltransferase activity. The record is from RefSeq and is a predicted model, not a curated record. Bases 337 to 1116 code for a protein of 259 amino acids.
UCCCGCCGACACAUGAUGCCAAUGCCGCGUACCACAGCCAUUCGUAUAUACAAGAAGGAAAUACACUCGCACGCACUCGCCUAUAUGACAUAUCUCAUAUCUCCGUUGGUUUCUUUUAGAUUUCGCUCUGUUUUCAACUCUCUCUCUUUCUCUCUCAGCUAAAAGCAAACCCAAGAGAAAUUUUUUUUUUUCAAAAAUAAAUAAAAUAAAUAAAAUUUACAGAUCUAAGAUCCAAAAAGCAUUGCCAUUGAGCAAAUCCUCAAUGUGGUGCUCUCUUUUGUGGUGAUCUAAGUGUACAGUAUUUUCGGAUUCGUUGCCUGUGAAGAAAGAGCAGCCAUGUCAAGGAGGGCGGUGGGAUCCACACGCCGUAAUGGAAACUUUCCGUUUGCUGGAGCCUUCAAUUCAAAAUCCAAGUCGUCCCCUUUGCUAUCCCUUGGCCUUGUAGUUGUGGGAGCGAUCCUAAUUGUCGGCUAUGUUUAUAAGGGCUUAGGUGUCUUCGGCGGGGGUGCCAACGUAGUUAGUAGAGUUGAAGGCGAUUUCUCAUGCACGCUAGAAGUUCAGAGAGCAAUACCUUUCCUAAAGAAAGCGUAUAGUGGCAGUAUGCACAAAGUUUUGCAUAUUGGUCCUGAUACUUGUUCAGUUGUGUCUGCAUUGUUAAAGGAUGACGAAAUUGAAGCAUGGGGUGUGGAACCAUAUGAGAUAGAGGAUGCUGAUAGGAAUUGCAGGAGUCUUGUGCGCAAAGGCAUUGUGCGUGUGGCUGAUAUAAAGUUCCCUCUGCCCUAUAAAGCAAAGUCUUUUUCUCUUGUGAUAGUGUCAGAUGCAUUAGAUUACCUCUCUCCAAAGUACCUGAACAGGACUCUUCCAGAAUUGGCAAGGGUUUCUUCCGAUGGUCUUGUUAUUUUUUCAGGUUUCCCUGGUCAACAGAGAGCUAAAGUUUCUGAGUUAUCCAAAUUUGGACGACCGGCCAAAAUGCGGAGCUCCUCUUGGUGGAUACGUUACUUUGUUCAGACCAGCUUAGAAGAAAAUGAAGUUGCCAUCAAGAAGUUUGAGCAAGUCACAACAAAGGAGUCAUACCAGCCAAGCUGUCAAGUGUUUCACCUUAACUCAUAUCACUAAUUAUAAAAAUCAUAGCAUCUUUUAUUCAUUAAGUUUUGGUAUGCCACAAGGCUGAUAAAGGGAAAAGAUUGUUGUAGGUGUCAUUUAAAAACAAGACCUCUACUGGGUUGCUCAAACUGAUUUGUAUUCCUUUUGAUUAUAAUGAUUGUAUCCAGGAAUUGAUUUUCGUACUGUCUU